CGCCUUCCUUAAGAGAUGAGGGGGGGUGAGGUAAACCGGGUAGAGGAGGAGGAGGAGGAGGAGGAGAAGACGAAGGGGGGGAUUUCUUCAGACCGGAACUGGCAGCGAGCCGAGUUACAACGGCACCGCACUUAAUUAAACUAUUGUAGCUUCAUGUGUAUGCAUGUCAUGUAGGUAUGGGCUGGGUAUGGUAAUGUAUGGUAGGUACAAUACAUACAUUAGCUAGGUAAAUCUUGAGUGAAGCAUCUCCCAAUGUGGCAGCUGGUUGUGGUUUUGAGUGCUAUGUGCUGCAACGCUAUUCCCUGCUUGCCACCUGGCUAUAAGCUAAGGCUUCUUCACAUAGUAGCAAUGCCUACACUACGCUACCUACCUAUAUCAGCCAUUGUGUAUGUCAGGUCCUAUCCAUCGUCGCUGGUGCUAUUCCUAGAUAAGGGUCAACAUCCAUGUCGUCCACGCUUUUUCCCGUCCAUCGUCGGGCUUCUCCAUAUGCCAUCCUCGAGGCGAUGUCGCAUUACACAUAGCUACUAGUCGGCCGCGUGAAUCGGAAUGGUCGUAACAUAUGUCAGGUCGGAUGUGAUGCUACCUACCUGCCUACAUUCUAUACAACGCUGAAGGGGACUCCACGUUUCUUGAAAUUAGUUCAAGUUAAGCUGGGGAGAGAAACAUAUGGCUAGCGUAGCAGGUUAAGACAGUAUCACAUCACAGCCGGAUAUCACCAACA
Messenger RNA from Hypoxylon fragiforme, 721 nucleotides. RefSeq lists its product as uncharacterized. Lineage: Eukaryota; Fungi; Ascomycota; Sordariomycetes; Xylariales; Hypoxylaceae. Bases 253 to 528 code for a protein of 91 amino acids. The transcript has 2 exons. The record is from RefSeq and is a predicted model, not a curated record.